UUUUACCAUUUCCUCCACAACUCAUAAUAAAUCUUUUUUACCUUUUUUUUUUUCUUCUCUUCUUAAAAAAGAUUCGGUUUUAGGUACGCGACGGCCCGACCUUGAUUAUUAGACACACCAUUUCUAUAUACCUCUCUCUCUUUCUCUCCUUAAAACUUCCCAACUUGUGCUUCAAGCUUAUAUUCUGAUCCUUUUCUCUCCUUCAUUUAGAUCCCGUAUCCAAAAUCCUCUGUUACUAAGUCUUAUAGCUAGAUCCAUUGUAUAAAACAAUGCUUAAGAGCGGUGCAAUGGAUUACACCAACAAUAUGAAGAGAUGUCAUGAUUACGUCGAAGCCCUUGAACAAGAACAAAAAAAGAUUCAAGUCUUUCAGCGUGAGCUUCCUCUCUGUUUGGAGCUUGUUACCCAAGCGAUUGAGUCGUGCCGGAAGGAACUAUCUGAAUCAUCUUCGAUGUCAGAACACGCUCGUAGCCAAUCAGAAUGUUCUGAGCGGACUACGAGCGAGUGCGGCGAUGCUGCUCCCGUGUUUGAAGAGUUCAUCCCAAUCAAGUGGACUUCAUCUUCAUCCGAUGCUAACGAUAAAGAUCAUGUAGCUGAUCGUGACGAGAGCAUCAAAACGAAUAGUGACAAUAACGCUGGUGGUGAUAAGAAGAAAUCGGAUUGGCUUAGAUCUGUUCAGCUAUGGAACCAAUCAUCGCCAGAUCCACAACCUAAAGAUGAUCAAGUCAUUAUUAACAAGAAGGCAGCUGUAAUUGAGGUCAAACGCAACAACGCCGGUGCGUUUCAACCGUUUCAAAAGGAUAAACCUAAUAAGAAGGCUAAUUAUAAUAAUGAUGAUUCUCCUCAACCGCUGAUAAAAGCAAUCACCCCGACGCCUACGACGACAUCUAGCUCCACGGCUGAAACUACUGUCGGAGGUAAAAACGAGUUUGAGCAGCUGAAACAAUCUCCAUCUAAUAGGAAGCAAAGACGUUGCUGGUCACCGGAGUUACACCGGAGAUUCUUGCACGCACUUCAGCAGCUCGGAGGAUCGCAUGUUGCUACACCAAAGCAAAUUAGAGAUCUCAUGAAGGUCGAUGGUUUAACCAAUGACGAAGUUAAAAGCCAUUUACAGAAAUAUAGACUUCACACAAGAAGACCAGCUACUCCGGUAUCAACCAACGUCGGAGAAAAUACACAACAACAACAACAACAACGGCAGUUCAUGGUGGUUGAAGGCAUUUGGGUUCCAUCGUCGCAUGAUGCAACGAACGGUAGAGUAUACGCUCCUGUAGCUACACAACCACAGCAACCUUCACCGUCGGGAGAAAGAAGUAGCACGCGUUGCAAAUCGCCGGCGACAUCUUCUUCAACCCACACACCACACCUUCUCCCUCUUUCCUAAAUAGUUCCCCAUUUUUGUAUGAAAAAAAAAAAUGAAAAAAUUCGUUUCUUUAUGAUAUAUUGUGUUGUGUAACCAAGAAUGUUCGUUGUUCUAGGUUGCAAAUUUUUGAAUAAAAUUGUAAAACAGUAGAGAGAUUACAACAUUACACAUUUACACACAACAAUAAUAAGUAAGGUUUCAUUUUUUGGGUA
Molecule: messenger RNA, 1573 nt
Organism: Capsella rubella
Lineage: Eukaryota; Viridiplantae; Streptophyta; Magnoliopsida; Brassicales; Brassicaceae
Product: transcription factor HHO3
Exons: 4
Coding region: 270-1382 (370 amino acids)
Biological process (GO): regulation of DNA-templated transcription
Molecular function (GO): DNA-binding transcription factor activity; DNA binding
Source: RefSeq, a predicted model, not a curated record